Molecule: messenger RNA, 9113 nt
Organism: Gadus macrocephalus (Pacific cod)
Lineage: Eukaryota; Metazoa; Chordata; Actinopteri; Gadiformes; Gadidae
Gene: gpatch8
Product: G patch domain containing 8
Exons: 9
Coding region: 3177-7730 (1517 amino acids)
Cellular component (GO): nucleus
Molecular function (GO): nucleic acid binding
Source: RefSeq, a predicted model, not a curated record
UGUGCUGCUGCGUUUAGAAAAUGGCUGACAGAUUUUCUAGGUUUAACGAAGAGCGUGAUUUCCAGGGUGGAAAUAGCUUUGACCAAUAUGAGGAGGGCCAGUUGGAGCUGGAGCAGGCGUCCCUGGACAAGCCCAUCGAAUCGCGAAUUGGCCCCUAUUAGCUAAGCAGCAAUGACCCGCCCAGUAUUUUAAAGCCAGGUUCGUAUGGAAAUGCCUUCACUCCACUUGCACUGCUGUUGGACUCGCCGUUGUUGCUUUCAUUUUUGUCCGUCUAUAUUCUUUUAGUGCACCCACCCUUCUUUUCAGCACACACAGCCCACGCUGCAUCUCCGCCUACAGGAUUCACUAAGCCCACUUUGCUUUAAUCGACUCAUCAAUAGUUUAACACUGGUGCUUUACCUGAGAGUUACCUCCCAACCACCAUUAACCAUAUAUUGUGAAGCCUAUUUGACAGCUAUAGCCUUGGUAGGGCAUUGCAUCCAAUUGUCGGUCGUGCUUUUGCUUCCGUCAUUUGCUCCUGUCAGAUUUAAUGACCUGACUCGGUUUGGAAAAUGUGAUUUAGGAAAUAAUUCUGCAAACUUGUUUAUUGCUCCAGGAGGCUUCUUUCCCCAAGGAAAGUGUUGACGUAUCAGGCUUUGCUGCACUGGAACACUGCAGUGCAGGACAGAGGCAUGGUCGGUGUCAAAAGCAGGGAGAGAUAAAGGGAAGAUGGGGGUGGUGGGUGGAGGGGUGGAGCUCAUUGCAGAUUUUGCUGCAGUGAGCUCGGUAAUAUCAUGCUAUGUAGAACAGCAUCGUGGGUGACGUAGUCCAGAAACGCUGCGCUACAGCAGAUCUAUAGCCUCUAUUGACUAUUUACUGUGCCGUGUUCACGUGCAUCGGCUGAAGGUCAAAUACAUUGCACUCUCUCAAAGCCUCUUGCCCCUGUAGUUUGUAUACAAGGGCCAGUUCUGAAACAGCUACCAUGUCCCAAGUCUGCCUUCGUCUAAAUGAGGCCCAGCAGAGAUUCAGGUCUUAUCUUAUGUCAAAGCCUCAAUAAUGGGACGUCCCCUUGCUUCAGUUCCCAGGCCUGGAUGUUUUCAGCCCUACGAAAUGAGUUGAACAGGGAGGUAAAACAAACUUGGAGGGAGGCAGGAAAUGAUAAGAUAAGGUCUUUCCCCAUGAGGUGACCAUCAGAUAACUGCAGAGAGAAGAGUCAUUCGCUCAACCAAUUGUUUAGGGGAGAAGGCACGUUGAACCUACUGGCGGAGAUGCAUCACGCACUGUGUGUGUUUGUGUGUGCGUUGUGUCCGUGAGCACCACCCAUUUCACUUGCACUAACCCCAUACUUGGCCAUAGCUUAUCUGCGCUAUCCUAGAAUCCCUCCCCGACCCCUCUUCCCAUCUACUACCACCACGACUCGGCCUGCUCUCUCCCGCCCCUCAGCCCCCUUCUGUCAACAGCUCUGUUGUCCUAACACCUCCUCGCCUGAGCCCACCUGAGAUUAACACACUGGAAGUUCUGUUUCCCCAUCUCCCCUCAUACGGUCCACUCUCAGUACGCUACUAAACCCGACGUCACCUUUUUGUUAAAAAAUGCUUUAACAAAAAGCCGCAUGCAGGUUUUGUGUGGUUUCUCAACCCCUUCACCUUUUUUGUUUUGUCUGUGAAACUUGAUGUCCACUCUGUGAUUUCUUUAUAAUUAUCAUUUUUUUUUGUUGUUUUUGGUUGGUUUGUAUGUUUUUUUUUUACUUUAUCUCUUUUAGAUUGCAGCACUCUGGUGAAUGUUAGACAAGCUUGUGUUAGCUAUAAUCAACCCCACUGCUUAUUAAGAAAACAUGAUUGAUCUGUCUGUUUUUUUAAUUUGUGCUUGAAGAUGUUCUGUAGUGUGUAGUGGUGGGACGGUGUUGCAUUUCACCUUAAAUGUUUAAGUUUUAUCGCUGACCCCUACCAGUGAGAUAAGUCUUAAGUCUUUAUGCACAAAGUGCUAUUUCAGAGAAGUCCUUUUUGGGUGUGCUCUUGCAUCUCUUUCAAUCAAUUUGACAAUGGGCUAUCAGUUCGGACCCACCUGCCCAAAUGUGACAUGGCUCAUUCAGGUUGUAAGAAAGGAUGCAUUGGUAUAAGUCCCAAUGAGAACCUGAUGAGCCAACAUCAUUACUGGGCCUGCCAAAUGCCAUCCGACAUACAAAUUCUGUAACCUGAUUGUAUGCUUCCAGCUUGCAUGACUCCAAUUACAACGGUUAAAAUACAUAAUGCAAGAGGUGUCAAAGAACACACGCAACGGGAUGCCCUGUAGUAGCUAUAGUGCUACCUCCACACAAUGUCCUCCUCUCUACCUGCACACAUACAUGCCCCUUUUUAUGAUACUUGGUCACUGUCUCAACCUGGGCCUUGUAAUGGUAAUCCAAGGCCCCGUCUCCUCCUCUUCCCGCUAUCUCUCCCUCUCUUUCUCUCUCGCUCUUUUUUUGCUGUACAGCUGUGUUUGUUCCAUGGUGUUCCUCCUGUUUUGUCAUGGUUAUAGAAUCACAGCAAGCUUGGAGUCUCAGGCCCACGUUCCUUUCAAUGCAAGAUUUCCAUACCGUGUUGUCGUGUGUUUCUAUGUGUACUAAGCUCUCGCUCUGUACCGGGUGAUAUAUGUCUGCGUGUGCUACAUAUAUUGCCCCUUUUCUCCUUCCUUUUUACGUAAUCUUAGUUGAUUUGACUUGUCCGUCUAAAGACUAACAAUUAACACGCUAAAAGCCUGCCGUAUGUUAGCCUUAACAAGAAGGGGGUUUUGACUGCAUUCUGCACCGGGUGGGUAUGUUUCCCUGCUCCUUAUUGUCUACACACGGAUGCUAGCGUGUACUGGCUAGGCUACACAUAGCCCACAGUAGUCCAUUGUAGUGGAGAAGCCCAUACCUCCUCCAAUUCCCCCCCACUCACAACCCCUGUGUGCUGAAAGUCACUGACGUUACACGCUGUAGGUGAUGUGAAUGAUGACAAUGGUGGUGGCUGUGCUGAUAAAACGUUUUGUGAGAUUUGUGUUUUUCGUUUCUUUUCUGUUUUUAUUUUUGUGUUGUACCUGUCACAACGGGAGAAAGCUUCUCUUAUUUUUGGAAUAUUUUUGGUCUUUCUCUCCUCUGUUCUCUCUUCUAGGAUAACAUCGGACAUCGGCUGCUUGAGAAACAUGGCUGGAAGUCGGGGCAAGGCCUGGGAAAAACCAUGCAGGGACGCACUGACCCUGUGCCCAUCACCCUCAAACAAGAUGUCAUGGGGAUGGGACGCAUGGAGAUGGAGCUUGACUAUGCAGAGGAUGCCACGGAGAAGCGGAGAGUCCUUGAGGUGGAGAAGGAGGACACAGAGGAGCUCCGACAGAAGUACAAGGACCAGGUGGAGAAGGAAAAAGCCAUAGCCAAAGCUCUGGAGGAACUGAGAGCCAACUUCUACUGUGAACUGUGCGACAAGCAGUACACCAAACACCAGGAGUUUGACAACCACAUCAACUCCUACGACCACGCUCACAAGCAGAGGCUUAAAGAGCUCAAACAGAGAGAGUUUGCACGGAAUGUGUCCUCUCGCUCCCGGAAGGGGGGGAAGAAGCAUGAGAAGAUGCUGCGGAGGCUGCAUGAGCUGGCCGAGCAGCGGAAACAACAGGACCGCACCCCGGGAAGCGGCCCCAUGUUCAAGCCCACCACGGUGGAGGUGGACGGCGAGUCGAUGGAGGACGGCGACAGCCCGCCCGCCGAGACCCCCUUCGCCCCGGUCGAGUGCCCGCCCGUCGAGGCGCCCCCCGCCCCGGUGGAGCCCAGCGCCCGGCAGGCCUCGCCCCAGCCCCCCGCCGCCUCCGCCGCGCCCGCCGUCAGCUUCUCCCUGGGCAAGCGGAGCGCCUCCUCGCCCCCGUCGGCCGCCGCCGCCUCCAAGGUCAGCGUGUCCUUCUCCUUCGCCAAGAAGGCGCCCGUGAAGCUGGUCACGGCGGCGGUGGUGUUCUCGGACCACGGCGAGGAGGCGGCGGAGGACGAGGACGAGGACGGCGACAGCCAGGAGGGCGACAAGGCGGGCGCCCAGGAGGAGGCGGCGUCCACCAGCGGCACGGACAGCCCCAAGGGGGGGACAGGGGACGGGGGGGGAGGGGAGGGAGGGGGAGGGGGCGGCGCCAACGAGGGGCCGGAGGCGGCCGCGGCGACGGGGCCGGAGGCGGCGGUGACGGAGGAGGUGUCUCAGCCGCAGGACGACGGCGCCGCCCUGGCAGCCACGCUGAACAAGCUGAAGAUGAUGAUGAGGAGGGAGGAAGGCUACGCCGGCCAGGAGCCCCAGUACUACCACUACACGCCGCCCACCCACUGCCGCGUGAAGCCCCGCUUCCAGUUCCUGCUCUUCAUGAGGGCCACAGACCAGUGUGAACUCAAGGCCGGGGACUACGAGGAGGGGGAGAAGGAGGAGGCGGCAGAGGAGCAGGGGCCCGAGGAGAAGAAGAAGAAGAAGAAGGAGACGGUGAAGGAUAGUCCCGCCGGGCCGGUCAGCGCAGAGUCCAGCCCUGCAGGGUGCAAGCAGGAGAAGGAGCAGGACGUGGUGAACACCGCCACCAACCCGGAGCCGCCCCCUCCCUCACCCAAGGUGAAGGCGGAGGAGCUCGCAGCCGAGCCCAGCCGGCCCCCUCCCGUACCGGAGAAGGGGCCCAAGCAGGAGGCCGCCGACGCCCACUCGGGCCCGAAGAUCCCCACCGGCCCCUUCUUCCCGGUGCUGAGCAAAGACGAGAGCACCACCCUGCAGUGGCCGUCGGAGCUGCUGGAGUUCACCAAGGCACUGCCCUCCCUGUCCUACAGCUGCAACCCGCUUUAUUUUGACUUCAAGCUUUCCCGGAACAAAGGAGCGCGUGGUGGGAAAGCUGCGAAGUCCGCAAAACCAUGCGAGGAGGCGGCGGUGAAGGGGGCCGAGGCGGCGCCCCCCACCGCCGACGGGGAGGCGACGCCGGCCCGCCCGGGGCCCAGCGCGGACAAGGAGCAACCCGCGGCGAAGGGGGACGGAGCGCAGGCGGAGGGCGACGAGCCGGCCACGGCGGUCGACGGCAGCGCCGCCGCCGCCAAGAAGAAGAAGAAAAAGAAGAAGCACAAGAAAUCCGGCAAGCAUUCCAAACACAAGGAGAAGGGCACGGCGGAGGACGGGGCGGCGGAGGCCGACGUCGCCGGGCAGAAACCCAAGAAGAAGAAGAAACACAAACGGAAGAAGAGCCGCAACAAGGUGGAGGACAAGGAGGAGGACGCGGCGGCCAAGGACAAGGAGCCAAAGCCCAAGCCCAAAGCUGAGGACAAGGCGGUCGCCUCCUCUGUCCCCCCGCCGCCGCCCGCCGCAGCAGCCCCCGCCGGCCCCUCCGGGACGGAGCCCGGCAAGAGGAAGCGUCCCGCCAAGGAGGCCCCCGCGAAGCCGUCCGCAGCGGAGGAGGAGGGCUCCGGCAAGGCCCCCGGCAAGGCCCCCGACGCCAAGGCCGGCGGCCCCGAGGAGCACAACGGCACCAAGAGGCAGAAGACGGACCCUGCCGCCCCCCCGAGCACCUCGUGUGCGGCGGCGGCCCAGAAGAGCACGGGCCCCGGGCGGCCCCCCAGCAGCGAGAGUGAGGACGAGGGCGGCGCCAAGCGGCCCCGCCACCACCGCUCCAGCCCCCGGGAGCAGCGGCCCCACCGCAGCCAGGACUCGGGCCGCUCCCGCAGCCGCUCCUCCCGGCGGGACGGGGAGCGGCGGAGCGGAGGGGGCGGCGGCGGCGGGGGCGGGGGCCGGCGGCGCCCGCACGGCCAGGCGUCCCGCAGCCGCUCCUACUCCAGCAGCUCGGACCGCAGCUCGGCGGCCAGCAGCGGCUACAGCCACCGCAGCCGCAGCUACUCGGACAGCUACAGUGGCUACAGCACGGGCGGCCGGCGCCGCCGCCGGCGCUCCAAGCGCUCGUCGGACUCUGAGUACGAGCGCCGCGGCGGCGGCGGCGGCCACCGGCGCUCCCGCCGGCGCCACUACUCCACCUCGUCCUCGGACGACUCGCGCUCGCGCUCCCGCAGCCACGGCGCCCGCCGGAAGAGGCGGGGCCGGCCGCGGGCCAAGCGCAGCAGCUCGCGCAGCUCCAGCAGCCGGAGCCGCAGCAGCAGCAGCAGCGCCCGCUCCUGGCGCCGCAGCUACAGCCGCAGCCGCAGCUCGGCCAGCCGCUCCUCGGGCUUCUCCGCCAAGGCCUCGCCGCGGCGCGGUGGGGCCCGGAGCCGCGCCCAGAGCGCCGAGCGCCGCCGCGACUUCAACCGCUCGCGCAUCUACCGCUCGCAGUCGCCCCGCUCGGCGCGCGCAGCCGGCCGCAGCGGGCACGCGCCGUCGGCCUCGCAGGGCCCCCACCGCACGGGGCCGUCCCGGGACGCCGGGGACCAGAGGAACUCCCUCACGGCCCGGCAGCUCCUGGAGAAGGUGCAGUCCAAGAGGGGCGACGACCCCCCCGCGGGGAGCAAGGCCGGCGGGAAGAUCAAGGACCCGCCGCAGGGCUACUUCGGUCCCAAGCUGCCCCCCUCGGCAGGGGGAAAAACCAUGCUGCCCCUGUUCGGCAAGCUCCAGUCGGGGAAGAGGCCCGCCAUCAUCCCCCUCAUCAGGCCCGGCGACGCCGACAAGCCGCCGGGGGCGAAGGCCCCGGAGGCCGAGAGAGAGGUCAUCCUGGUGGAGCCCAUCAGGGAGUUCCCCCCUCCGCCCCCACCGCCCGCACCCCCCGUAAAGAAGGCGGAGGUCCCCGUGAGCUCUGCGGUGGCCCUGGAGGAGACGCCGCGCCCCUGCGCCGACCCCCAGCUCCUCCUCGACGCCCAGCCCGCGUUCGAGCAGGAGGCCAUCCCGCUGAUGGCGCACUACCCGGGGGAGCCGGGCCAGGACAUGCCCCAGGGCGCCAUGCUGGAGCCGCUCCUGGCCGACAUGCCCCCGCCGCAGCAGCAGCAGCACCCCCCUAUGCAGCACGGCUACCCCUCCUACCCUCCCCCCAGCCUGGAGGACGAGUGCAUGGACCCCGAGGAGGACGGCCUGGCCCCCCUGGAGAGCCAGCCCAUCACCUUCACCCCCGAGGAGAUGGAGAAGUACGGCAAGCUGCAGCAGGCGGCGCAGCAGCACAUCCAGCAGCAGCUGAUGGCCAAGCAGGUCAAGACGUUCCCCUCGGCGGCGGCCGCGGCGGCGGCGGCUGCGGCGGCGGCGGCCAGCCUGCAGCCGGCCCCGCAGCAGAUGCAGCAGAUCCACAUCCAGCAGCCGGCCGUGUCGAUGGCCUCGGCCACCUCCAUCACCACGGUGCAGCACGCCAUACUGCAGCACCACGCCGCCGCCAUGGGGCUCCACCCCGCCCACCACGCCCACCACGCCCACCACGCUCACCACGCCCACCCCGCCCACCCCCAGCUGGCCCAGGUGCACCACAUCCCCCAGCACCACCUCACGCCCAUCUCCCUGUCCCACCUGGGCCACUCUCUGGGCCACUCCCUGCAGCACUCUCUGGGUCACACCCUGGGACACUCUCUGGGCCACUCGAUAGGGCACGGCCUGAUCCCCGCCCACCACACGGCCUUCCUCUCCGGCCAGCCCAUACACAUCAUCCCCGCCUCGGCGCUCCACCACACGCCCAUGGCCCUGCACCACAUGCCCCACGCCGCCCUCUACCCCACCCUCUUCGCCCCCCGGGCCUCGCAGGCCGCGGCAGCUGCCGCCCUCCAGCUCCACCCUCUACUCCACCCGAUAUUCUCAGGGCAGGACCUACAACACCCUCCUAACCACGGCUCGUGAGGAAAGAGGUGACGGUGGAUUUUGGGUGGGGGAGAUGAAUUGUAGGUAACGCACCUGACGAGGGUGGGGGGGGGGGGGGAAGGAGGGAUUGAGCUGAGAGGUCCGGGGUGGGGGGACCCCCUCCGAUGUGAGGGUGGCGGCCCACCGGCGGCUGGUGCUCUGUACAAACCACCACCUGGAUCGAGGUGCACUGCGCAGCCAGACAGCGGUUUACGCAUCGUUAAAAAGGGUCAAAAUGAACACUAUUACAUGCUUCUGGCUGCAAAGAUCAUUUCUAUUCACGGUAAUGGCAACACUUUACCCGUUAUGUUUUUACACUGGGUGCUCUAAACGUGGACUCUAGGGUAUAUUUGGACAAGCUUGUUUAUUAAUGUUGAAACAUACGUGAAAGGAACCACUGGAGUAUUUCGUUUUUUUUCCUCAAACCGUUAAAAGAAUGAUUGUCGUUUUACAAUGCUGUUAACCAUUUCCUACAGCCCGAAAUAAGAGUGGCCCGCAAUGGCUGAGGCGAUUCAGCAGAAUCAUGUUGUAGGAAAAGGUCGAGAUCAGCACAAAGCGUAGGAAGACUGGGAAGAUGCCGCUUCUGUAAUGUACCCCGAUGUCUCUAGCGAGCUGUGACUUAGCGUCUACUGGAUAUUGAGUUAUGUUGCAGCAAGUCAACCUGGUUUAUAUAUUGGGCCACCCGGAGGGGCUGUCUAGCUAAAUAACAAUUGCUAAAAGUUAAGUUGUAAAUAAAAUCGGUGUGUAAUGUGAAAAAAAAGAAAAUCCCACCAAUAUGACGCCCGUAAUAACUUUUAUGCAGUGGUGCCCAUGUUGGUCUGAGUUGUCACAUGAAUGAGUAAUUGUUUUAGUUUUUUUUCUGAAUUAAUUGAGGAAAUAACUUUUCUAGGUAGUCCCCCUACCACCCUGGUUGCUGGGCGAUGAAGGUCCUUUUCCCAGGGCCAAUAGGAGGCGAUGGUGGUUGGGGAAGGGGCGGGGGGGGACACCUGACUUGCACUGACAUCUGUACGUCAAGAUGCUCCUUUUUGCAUCAUGUAACAAUGAUUGUAGUAUACUGCAAUAAUUGUAUUUUUCUUGUUUUUAAGUUAUUUUCCAAAAAUGCUCUUUAAAAGAUAAAAAGGCUCAAUUUAGCUUUUUGUGUAAUUUUGUAAAUACAAUUGCUGCAUUUAAAACAUUAACAUUCUAGGGAGUAGGAGCUACUAUUGGAAAGGCAGGGUGAUAAACAACAUUGAAGAAUGGACACAUGCAUGUGUAAUUUAUUGAGGUAUUUUCCAAACUCUUUGCUAAGGCCGGGGAUGUCGAAGGAUACCGAUUUGUAAAACAGUAGCGAGGUUUUGUUUUUUUAAUCUUACGCUUGUGCAAAUAAAAUCUUUUUUGAGUUUC